Molecule: messenger RNA, 3957 nt
Organism: Ornithorhynchus anatinus (platypus)
Lineage: Eukaryota; Metazoa; Chordata; Mammalia; Monotremata; Ornithorhynchidae
Gene: DR1
Product: down-regulator of transcription 1
Exons: 3
Coding region: 232-762 (176 amino acids)
Biological process (GO): chromatin remodeling; negative regulation of transcription by RNA polymerase II; RNA polymerase II preinitiation complex assembly
Cellular component (GO): negative cofactor 2 complex
Molecular function (GO): general transcription initiation factor activity; TBP-class protein binding; core promoter sequence-specific DNA binding
Source: RefSeq, a predicted model, not a curated record
CGGCCGACGACAGGUGGGAGUCGCCGACAUGUGGUGAGGCGGCGGCGGGGCCCGAAGGAUGGUCCGGGGGCGGCGGCGGGUGCCGAAGGCCUCUGGGGCGGCGUAGAGAGGAACCCGAGGGCCCGCCAUUGAGGCCCGGGUGGGGAGGGGGCGGGGGGGCGUGCCUCAGUUUCCCCCGCCUUUCCGGGAGGCCAUCCCCUCCCCAGCGGGCGAGUCGGAGGGGAAGAGACGAUGGCCUCGUCGUCCGGGAACGAUGACGACCUGACCAUCCCCCGGGCCGCCAUCAAUAAGAUGAUCAAAGAGACUCUGCCCAACGUCCGGGUGGCCAACGAUGCCCGGGAGCUGGUGGUGAACUGCUGCACCGAAUUCAUCCACCUCAUCUCCUCCGAGGCCAACGAGAUCUGCAACAAGUCGGAGAAGAAGACCAUCUCGCCGGAACAUGUCAUACAAGCACUAGAAAGCUUGGGCUUUGGCUCCUAUAUUAGUGAAGUAAAAGAAGUCUUACAAGAAUGCAAAACAGUAGCACUAAAAAGAAGAAAGGCCAGUUCUCGUUUGGAAAACCUCGGCAUUCCCGAAGAAGAGCUGCUAAGGCAGCAACAGGAGUUGUUUGCAAAAGCUAGACAGCAGCAGGCAGAACUGGCCCAGCAAGAAUGGCUGCAGAUGCAACAAGCGGCCCAGCAAGCGCAGCUCGCUGCAGCCUCGGCCAGUGCAUCCAAUCAGACGGGAUCUUCUCAGGAUGAAGAUGAUGAAGAUGACAUCUGAAAUUCCACCAGCUGCGUUUCUAUCCCCUCUCCACAAAUCUUUCCCUGCACAAUGAAACAGUGCAACGAAUGCUUAAUCUGUAAUUUUGUAUGCAUCUUGGUGGACUGGCCUCUGGUAUUCUAAGGAUGUCUGCUGUUGAGUUUCAGCUGUCGUGUGCUAUACAUGUCAAAAAAAAAAAACUGUUCCUUUGAACUCUUGAAGAUUUAUGGUUCAGUAUCAUAUCAAUUUUGAAUUUUUAAUGGUGUUUAUGGAAAUUUUAGAUAGCAGUGAGGUCCUUUGUUUGAUCAAUAAAAAGCAGUGUUACCAUAAACUAAAGUUUAUAAAAUACAGUGGGAUUUAUACAGAAGCUCUAAUCUACAAUUGCAUAUCCUCUGCCCUUUUAACUAUAUAUAUAAAAGAAAACACAUAGGGAAUUUUUUAAUUUUUUUGUGGGGUGGAGGUAGAGUCAUGCAGUAGGCUUUGGGGCGGGUUAGUGGAAAAAAAAGUCAAGGAUUCAGCUCCCAAGAGGCUGAAUUUUUGUCCUUUUAAAAACGUGGCUAAAGAAAUGGCAGUAGAUAUUGCGUGUGCUCCAGUAAUAUACACUUAAAAAGAAAUUGGAAAAUGAGAAACUUCUUCAAAGCUAGGGAAAAGAAUGUUUAAAAGGAGUUGUACAAAUUCAAUUGUCUUUUGUUUUUUGUACAGUGGUAAAAACCGAGAUUUUUAUUGUGCCAUCUAUUUAGUCUUGAUCUCAACUAAUACUACAUUUCAACGCUGCCCAGUUUUGAGGACUGUCCUGGUUGUUUCACUCCUAUCUGAUGUUCUUGAUGGUGUGAAUUGCAUGAAUCAAACUCGUUCAGAUUCUUAAAUUGUAUCGGUGGAAUAUGGUGAAGCUAUUGCCUUUCAUGGUGUAACUGGGAUUCAUGAAUAUCCAAUUUAAGAGGAGGGGAAAUAGAAACUGGAUAAGUAUGCUUGCAGUAAGAGGGAUUUAUUUUAUUUUAUUUCUUUUCAUUUAACCCAUAGUUGUUAGAUUAUUGUUGUCAGCAUAAUAACAUUUUCCUGGCUAGGUUACCAACAGGUUUCUAAACUACCUUUUGAAAUGACAUUGUUGUGUUCUUAAUUCCAAUUGGGUAGUAGUUUAAAAACAAAUCUCGAUUGUUACGUGAACUUGCCCCUGGGCUGAUCGGCACCACAUAGAGAGUGAGUGGAACAUCUUUUAACGGGCUGAAUGAAAUACACCCCCUCCCUCCCAAAAUGGAUGAAAAGUUCUUUGGUUCAAGUAAAGCACAGUAGUUGUCAGCCAUGGAAAUCUAAUGUUGUGAAAUUCUGGUUCACAUUUUGGGCUGACCCAUUUUCCUGUGUCAGCCAUGUCCUUACAUUGCUAGGGCAAGAAGGUGUGAAAAAACAUGUAUUUUUACAGAAUUAAUGACAAAAUCUUGUGGCCAUUUUAAAUAGAGAGCUGACAGGUACAAUCAAAGGUUAUUGAGAUCACUUAAGAAUGAUGCUUUGCAGUUUUAAGCAAGGUGAAAAGUUAUCCAGCAUUAAUUAAAUACACCCCCUCCAUGCAAUGAAAAGACAGUUUGAGUAUCUGAAGUUAUUUCAUGGAGACUGCUUGAAGUAUGUUGGACAAGAUCUAAGGAAAUGUUUUUUUAAAGGUGUAAGUACCAAAGGUAAUGAAGCUAGUCUAGAGAAUUAAUAUGUCAAUAAGCAGUGUUGGCUUUUUCUAAUUUGUACUGUAACAUCUUUACACUUUCUAUUUUUAAAGAAUCUUUCUUUAAGCUACUUAGGAUUUUUUUUAUGCCUCUUUUCUGAUGCAGAAUUCAGGUUAAUAUUUUACUGCAUCUGGUAUGUACGGUAUAUUAUGUUUGGAUCCUCGUGACUUUUCCUUUUGGACAUUCUUGUGCUUUCACGUGCUAUAUUCUUCAAGCAAUAAAAUUCUGAUGUGUUUUAUAAAUUGUUUUUAUAUUUAAUACUUUGUAUGCAUUUAUAAUGUGAGAAAGCUGGAGUUGCUCUUAAUGCUAUCUUCUUUUCAACUGCUUCCUUUAACGUAUGUCAUUGUUGGUCAGACUUAGGUACAUGUUUGACAAACGGCGAUUUACAUCACUUCCUUGUUUGCUUUCUCUUUUGGGAAUUGUCAUUUUGGUUGCUUGCAUUUCUGUAAUGCAACGAGUAUGGUAAGUGUGGAAAAUUAAAGAAAGUGUAAAGCUUGUUUAGCAUUCCGGGGCCAACAGGUGCUUCUACUUGAUCAUUUAUUCAACUGCUGCUGUGAAAUUGCUAGAAUCUCUGGGGCGUUAAAAAAAACGAAAAAAAAAACUUGGCUUAAAUCCUGUGUUUUGUAUAAAUAAAGAUUUCCCAUUUCCCUGGGUGUAUAAUUUAGGCAGGUUGGAAGGACCACAGUGCAGUAACAAGGAUACCAGUUAGUGCACCAAAGAAUUGAUUUAUUCUGUUCACAUUAAAAAGCUAGUGAAAUUUCCAAAGUGCCUGACUUAUACCCAGCUUAGUUAUCCCAUGUCAUGUGGCCUGUUGUUAUUUAAGCUUAUUUGAGAGAACAGCUUAAUUUUACUAAAUGAAAUAGAAUUUUUGGAAGAAAACUUUUAAUAAUUUCUGGAGUCCUUAAAAAUUGUUUGGCGUAAGAUACAAAUUAAUAGGAAACGUGACUCUGUUAUUACAGAAUGAAAACAUGUGGAAGAGGACUGUAGUUGAAAGUGUUAGUGAUGCCAUUUGUAAAGUGUAAAAUAUGUAAAAUUGUUUUCUUAUUCAUUUACACUUACUAUUCUUAAGCUGUGUGACUUUGCAUUGUCUGUUUUAGCAUGAACUUAGAAUUUUGGCAAAAUGCUCAGAUACGGAUUUGGCUCUUUUCUGAAAGGAAUAGUGACUCGAUAUUGUACAGUAUAAAUUUCAGGAGUUCAGGUGACAGAGUUGAUAGUGUUUCCGUGAGAAGAAACACACGAAGGCCUCAAAACUCAAGGGUAACUUCCUAAUGUAAUGAUUAUUCUAUCCUACAUGGUGUAGCAAAACUGUGGUAAGCAGAGUAACACUGACAUGCUUCCGUCACCUAUUGAAAUUUGUUGGAUGAGCGUUUUCAGUGGAUAGUAUGCUGCCAGGAUGCAGCAGUGUUUAAGACAAUUGUGUUCCUUUUCAUUGCUUUACAAUGUUCAAGGGCAAAAGAUUUAUGAUGUUACUAUAUCUGUGGAUUAAAUUAUGUACAUUUGUAUUGGC